CAUCUCAUGUGCGUGGGCGUCCUCCUACCUGUUCUUUUACUCCAACUGGUUAGAUCACCACUCCGCACAAACCACCAGCACAGCUCCAACCUCCUGCGCCAGAUUCAUCUCUCCAUUUGCUGAAGUCAUUCUCAAGCUGUGAGAUUUCAACACUGAACCCUUCGAUCUACUAUCACUCAGGUCAUCUCUUCUUCUACUCUUUGCCCCUAAUCAUUUGUGCUAUCAUAGCUCCCAGUCUAAGCUUCUUUCGGCCUCACCGCCCGCUCGCUUCUCCAUUCCGGCUUUUCUGAGCGGAAGAAUCCACCCCCAACUCUGCUCUCUCUAGACCCCUCCACAGCCCACAGUCCACAGUGCACAGCUCCAGACCUUAUUUCCACCAGCUUCCCCGUUCUGCCUGUGAGCUUCAAGCAACGGCUCAUCCUCAUCUUCUUCCUCUCCAUCACCCUCUCUUAGAAGCAGUCCAAUCAGCAACAUGUCCGGUGAAGCGUGGCUCUACCUGUUGGCGGUGCUCAUCAACGCUGUCAACCUGUUCCUGCAGGUCUUCUUUACUAUCAUGUACAGCGAUCUGGAAUGUGACUACAUCAACCCCAUUGACCUUUGCAACCGUCUUAACGCCUACAUCAUCCCCGAAGCCGCUGUCCACGCUUUCCUCACUACCUUGUUCCUGAUCAACGGCUACUGGGUCGCGCUCAUUCUCAACCUGCCUCUGUUGGCGUUCAAUGCCAAGAAGAUCCUUGACAACCAGCACCUUCUGGAUGCGACUGAGAUUUUCCGCAAGCUGAACGUACACAAAAAGGAAUCCUUCAUCAAGCUGGGCUUCCACCUCUUGAUGUUCUUCUUCUACCUCUACAGCAUGAUUGUUGCUCUCAUUCGCGACGAAUCCCACUGACUUCGUGACAAGACGGAGUAUGCGAUGCGUUACGGCCGUUCCCCUUGAGGAGUCAAUGAUGCGUUCGCUGUCUUUUCUCGUACGGGGGACAAAGUUACAUCCCUGGACCUCAGUGCCUGCCUGAUAAGUGUCGAUGCGUUUGCCUCGUCAAAUACCUGUCCAUGAUCAGUGAUGAAACUCUGACGGGCAGCGUUGAACGACUGGGCGACUGCCAAGAUUCAAGCAGCGGGUAUAAGAUGCAAUGUUGGGUGAUGUCAAUGAUUGUACGAGGUGUGGUGAUGAUAGAUGGUUCUUGAUCCUGACUGACUGCUUUUGGUCAUAGUCAGAAAGAGGACGUGUGGAGGAAGGUUUGGUAAGACGCCAUGAUGCUGUAAUUGCUGCUUGUGAUGUUCCUUUGCUAUUUUCAUGCUGUUGAUGUCUGUAAUGCUGUAUAUACCUCUUGAGCGGUUUGACAAUAAAGAGCGUACGAUACCCUUCGGGUGAUGUAACUA
This is a messenger RNA of Aspergillus novofumigatus IBT 16806, 1380 nucleotides long. Its product is annotated as cornichon family protein. The coding region runs from base 473 to 889 and encodes 138 amino acids. NCBI's taxonomy places the organism in Eukaryota, Fungi, Ascomycota, Eurotiomycetes, Eurotiales, Aspergillaceae. The transcript has 4 exons. The record is from RefSeq and is a predicted model, not a curated record. Gene Ontology annotation, cellular component: COPII-coated ER to Golgi transport vesicle; endoplasmic reticulum membrane. Gene Ontology annotation, biological process: endoplasmic reticulum to Golgi vesicle-mediated transport.